UGUGGAGGAAAAAACAUCUCGACCAGGGGAGAGAGACGGGAUAUUUACGGGACAUGGGUACUUCGGAGCUGUCUUUACGUUGCGCGUAAAGCAGACGGUGGGGGUGUAGCAGGGGAGGGGACGCAGUGAUAUCAUGAGCACAUCCGGCCUCGGGGAGAGAGCCACGGAAGGACGAGGGGACCUGAGGAUGCCAGUUUGUGGAGUAAACCGCAUAUUUGACCUCUUUUGUCGCAUAAACGGAAGGUACAUUUUGGUUGCUGUUUGCUAAACAGCUCUACCCCUCAUUUUCUAUUUCCUGAUGCGAGGCCAGGGAGGGGGUGAGCCAAAGAAGUGUGCACCGGAUAUUGGAAAACCCAUUCUUCUGGUUGAUACUGUUGUUAUUAUAGAUUAUAAUCUGGACUACGCGUCGCCGGUACACAAUUUGAACACAUGAAGAAGAAUGAAAGGUAAAUGUUAAAUAUAAUAUGCGUGUUUGUUGUAAGGGUGAAGAAACGAAGGGGGUCCCUGACAUCGACCAGGCCAUUCUGAUUUGGGAUAUUUGAGACUGCUUUUACAGAAAUCAAUGUGUGGUAAAUGUAGCCUUCCUGUCCAUCCUGGAAUAACAUCUCGGACUUGCUCCAUUGAAAGGACGCUCAAACGACACCCGUUCUUUAAUAUGGACACCUCUAUGCUUGCAGUUUUUUUGUGAGGAUGCUACUUUCUGGAUUGGACUAAGACACACCUCAACUGCAUGACAAGCAAGUGCAAGGGAGUAGCCUGCAGGGCCCGGCUUCCCAUCACGACCAGCUCCUCUCCACGCCGCCUGUGAUCGCCUGUGAUGUGCGUUACGGCGUUACGCACGCAGCACGACUCAUUCCUAUAGUUUGAUCUUGCCUUAUAAAUAUAUCACGGUGACGGACGUAAAAGGUUGGUGGAGAAGAAUGAGCAGUAAGGAGCUCACGGUGGGUCAGUCCAGUCAGUACGUGGGGCCCUACCGGUUGGAGAAGACCCUUGGAAAGGGACAGACAGGGCUGGUAAAACUGGGGGUCCACUGUAUAACGGGACAGAAGGUGGCCAUAAAGAUUGUGAACCGAGAAAAGCUCUCAGAAUCGGUCUUGAUGAAGGUGGAGAGAGAAAUAGCUAUUCUUAAACUAAUCGAACACCCUCACGUCCUCAAGCUGCAUGAUGUGUAUGAGAAUAACAAAUAUCUGUACUUGGUGCUGGAGCAUGUGUCUGGGGGAGAGUUAUUCGACUACCUAGUGAAGAAGGGUAGACUGACACCCAAGGAGGCUCGGAAGUUCUUCAGACAAAUCAUUUCGGCCCUCGACUUCUGCCACAGUCAUUCUAUAUGUCAUAGAGACCUGAAGCCAGAGAACCUCCUCCUGGAUGAGAAGAAUAACAUCAGGAUAGCAGAUUUUGGCAUGGCCUCAUUGCAAGUGGGCGACAGUUUGCUAGAAACAAGCUGUGGAUCUCCACAUUAUGCCUGUCCAGAAGUCAUACGGGGAGAGAAGUAUGAUGGCCGGCGAGCUGAUGUCUGGAGCUGUGGAGUCAUCCUUUUUGCUCUUCUUGUGGGUGCCUUGCCGUUUGACCAUGACAAUUUGCGGCAGCUUCUAGAGAAGGUGAAGAGCGGAGUGUUUCACAUGCCACACUUUAUACCACCAGACUGUCAGUCACUGCUCAAAGGAAUGAUAGAAGUCAACCCGGACAAGAGGCUCACGCUUGAAGCAAUACAAAAACAUGCCUGGUAUAUGAGUGGACGACAUGAGCCGUGCCCAGAACAGCCCCCUCCUCGCCGCGUGUGUGUAAAGAGAGUGGUUUCCGUCAGUGACCUGGACCCGGAUGUCCUGGAAAGCAUGUACUCAUUAGGCUGUUUCAGAGACCAGGCCAAGCUCAAGCAGGACCUUACAAGUGAGGAAGAGAACCAAGAGAAAAUGAUUUACUACCUCCUACUGGACAGAAAAGAACGUUACCCUAGCUAUGAGGAUGAAGAUCUGCCCCCCAGGAAUGACCUUGAUCCGCCCAGAAAACGUGUUGACUCGCCCAUGUUGACGCAUAUCGGUCGCUGUCGCCCUGAGAGGAAGAGUCUAGAGGUGCUCAGUGUGACAGAACAGUCACCCACUCCCCCCCGAAGGGCUCUGGACACCAACGCACACAGCCAGAGAUCUCGUUCAGUGAGUGGAGCAUCCACGGGGCUGUCGUCCAGUCCCCUCAGCAGUCCCAGGGUAACGCCACAGGGCUCUCCUCUGCCCACCCCCCUGGGCACGCCUGUACACCAGCUGCAACCCAGUACCCCUUCCUCCUCCUCCUCCUCUUCCUCCUCCAGGGCAGAUGGAGGGGGUGGGGCAACCUUGACACUCACUCCGCCCUCUAGCCCUGGUGGGAGUAUGGGUGCCUCAGGCUCUGCCCACUGGAGGACACGACUCAACUCCUUUAAAAACAAUCUGCUGGGUUCACCACGCUUCCAUCGGCGCAAACUGCAAGUUCCCACGUCUGAGGACAUGUCAAGCCUGACUCCAGAGUCCAGCCCAGAGUUGGCCAAAAAGUCCUGGUUUGGCAACUUCAUCAGUCUGGAGAAAGAAGAGCAGAUCUUUGUGUUGAUUCGGGACAAACCUCUGAGCUCCAUCAAAGCAGAUAUCAUCCAUGCCUUCCUCUCAAUCCAGUCUUUGAGCCACAGCGUCGUAUCCCAGAACAGUUUCAGAGCUGAGUACAAGUCGUCCGGAGGGCCCUCUGUCUUCCAGAAACCUGUUAAGUUUCAAGUGGACAUAGCAUACUCAGAGGGAGAUAGGGAGAGAGAGAGGGAACGAGCCGAGAGAGAGGGCAGAAGAGAGCUGGGAAUCUACAGUGUCACCUUCACUUUAAUAGCAGGUCCUAGUCGCAGAUUCAAGAGAGUGGUGGAAAGCAUCCAGGCUCAGCUUCUCAGUUCUCACGACCAGCCCUCUGUGCAGGCCUUAGCUGAUGAAAAGAAUGGGCAACUUUGUCGCCAGCCCAGUACUCCGUCGAGACAGAAUUCCCGGCGUUCUGAAGGUGGAUCAGAUCGAGGAGAGCGGGAACGUGCUGAUAGUGGCAGUGGAAGCAGCACUGGGAGCAUUUUACAAAGACGUGGAUCAAGUAAAGACAAGACCAGACUCCUAUCCUCUACAAAUGGGACACAAGCUCAUCCCUAAAGAAUGUUCUGGAGGACCAUCACGAGGUUACCCCACCCUGUCUUUUUUCUUCUUUGCGCUGUCCUGUCCAUAUGUCCAUAUUCCUCAGUCAUUCCUUCCAACUAGCUUCUUCGGAUCAAACUUCAGCAAUGGUGUGGAGAAGGCUGUCCUCCUCACUUGUCAUUCUUAAAACCUCAACACUCCCAAAGUAAGAAAAAGGAGGCAAUAUGAAAGCUGAUGACAUACUUAACCAAAUACAGUCCUUGAUUUUACUCUGUAAAUGUACCAUCUUUCCAAAUGGUAAUUUAACAAACCUCUAAUGGAUUUAUGCAGGAAUUAAACCACUUCCUGAGCUGAUCCUGUAUAACAAACUACAGCUUGCUGAUU
This is a messenger RNA of Periophthalmus magnuspinnatus, 3509 nucleotides long. RefSeq names its product BR serine/threonine kinase 1b (gene brsk1b). Gene Ontology annotation, biological process: microtubule cytoskeleton organization; intracellular signal transduction; protein phosphorylation. Lineage: Eukaryota; Metazoa; Chordata; Actinopteri; Gobiiformes; Gobiidae. The coding region runs from base 921 to 3143 and encodes 740 amino acids. Gene Ontology annotation, molecular function: tau-protein kinase activity; ATP binding; protein serine/threonine kinase activity. The record is from RefSeq and is a predicted model, not a curated record. Gene Ontology annotation, cellular component: cytoplasm. The transcript has 20 exons.